AUGUCAUCCAUGUAUGUGGCUCUGGCGCGGCUGCCCACCUACUCCAGUCUGUUUUCACUGGGAGUGAGAGGAGUUGUUGGAUGAAAGAAAGAGAUUCGGUGUUUGAAUAACUCCGUCAUUGGUGUGCUUUUCCGGCAAGGCAUUUCAAGACUAAUACAGGUAUUUCUAGCAAAUGUUUGUCUAUUCAGUGUACUUGGAUACAUGUUCUCCCAAACGCACAUUUAAUUGCCGCGCCCACAGUGUUGGCUUUUGUUUGUAGAGAGCGAUGGAUGUGCGAUAUUGAAUGAACCCUCCAUUCGUUCGAGGGACGCGGAACAUAACAGUUUCUGACGAAUAUACGAUCCAGUAAUUAAAUAAUAUAUUGUAUUCCAAUGGAACAGUAGGCUACUUUGUCAGUGCUUCAUGAGUGUAGCAUGCUUUUGGACCUCUAACAGACAGGUGAAAGAACUAUAGAGUCGUUAGUUAAAAACAUUACUUUUAAUUAAUUUGUUAUAGGCCUAUUUUUCAUUUGUCUAAGUGGGUCUAUAAUAUAAUCAUAGUCAUACACAUUAUGCCUGUAAUUAAUUAAGAAAACUUAUUUUUUCAUGCUUCUUGGAGGAAAUUGAGAUGGAUAUGACAACCUGUCGCUAAUGGAAACUAUAAAAGCCGAUACGAUUAAUUGCUGUUGCCCCUUCAAUAACUGGCAACACCUUGCAACAAGUGGUGUAAAGUAGGCUACUUAAGUACAUAUACAGUACUUUGAAGUACUACUUAAGUCGUUUUUUGGUUUAUCAGUACUUUACUUUACUAUUUAUAUUUUUGAAUACUUUUACUUUUACUCCACUACAUUCCUGAAGAAAAUAAUGUACUUUUUACUCCAUACAUUUUCCCUGACACCCAAAAGUAGUCGUUACAUUUUGAGUGCUUAGCAGUACAGGAAAAUUGUCCAAUUCACGCACUUAUCAAGAGAACAUCCCUGGUCAUCCCUACUGCCUCUGAUCUGGCGGACUCACUAAACACAGUGUUGCCAACUAAUUUCCAGGGGAAGUUGCUAGAGGCAGGUCGAUUAGUUGCUAAAAGACGUUGUAAUGUCAUUGCGCGAUGACGUCAUUACGUAACAACGAAAAACUGCGUCAUUACGUAGAAUGCACAAUAAUGUUACUCAAAUUGACUGGCCAUCUCUGCAACAAAUAUGAUUUGACAUUUGUUAGUUUAGAUUUGUUUGUUAUCACAUCGUUUUAUUUGUAAAAGUAAUAUAAACACAACACAUUUUAUAUGAUCAGAUAUUUUUAUUUUUAAACACAACACAUUGAAUUAUUGAACAAUUACACAUUACACAUGAUUGAACAAUUAUAGUUUAAUUUUCUUAUAAACUAGUAAACCUACACAUUCUGAUCAGUUAUAGUUUAUAGUAGUUAGUUAACAUGCUACCUAACUGAUCAACAAUUAUAGGUACAAGCUAAUAACAAGGUGUAUAUAUGCUAUCUUAUUGAACAAGCAACUUAAAUCAAAUGAUGUGUGCGCUAGGCAUCUCUCUCCAGCUCUCUCCAGGUUGUUGUGCUGCUUGGCUGGCCUGCUGCUGCCUGUGCACGAGCUGAGCGCCUGCUGCUGACAUCACUCACAAUGCACUUUUGCAGCCAGGCACGUGUGUUGUGACUGAGUGUGUGACAGAGAAAAUCGUUUUGUGUGUCAUUUAGAGGGAAAAUGUGUGCAGUUUAGCGUUUGAGUCACUUUUCAAAAGUUGCUAAAAGUUCCAAAUACAUUUUUAAAAGUAGCUACAUUUGUUGCUAGGUGCUGUUUCAAAAGAAAGUUGCCAGGGUAGUCUGAAAGGUUGCUAAAUCUAGCAACAAAAUUGCUAAGUUGGCAUCACUGAACACAAAUGCUUUGUUUCUAAAUUAUGUCUGAGCGCUGGAGUGUGCCCCUGGCUAUCGGUAAAAUAAUAUAUAUAUUUUAAAUUCGUGCCAUCUGAUUUGCUUAAUUAUAAGGAAUAUGAAAUGAUUUUUACUUUUGAUAGGCUACUUAAGUAUAUUUAAAACCAAAUACUUUUACUCAAGUAAUAUUUUACUGGGUGACUUUCACUUUUACUUGAGUCAUUUUCUAUUAAGGUAUCUUUACUUUUACUCAAGUAUGACAGUUGGAUACUUUUUCCACCACUGCUUGCAACAAGUUGUUUUUUGGCUAAAACAUAUAAUAAUUCCCUAGUUUGUAGGAAUGUUGCAUAAGAUUAGACUACUGGCUACAAGUAGGCUAGGGCCGCAGUAGGUCUGUAGUUUUCCUAUAGAAAAGUCAUAACAUAACUGAAAGGUGUUUGCUGUUAGGCCUACACACAGGUAGGAAGUGGAUGGGCAACUGUUUAGCCCUAAAUGUUAAAAGAAAUCGUCCCUUCACUUGAAUUUCAUGCACACUUCAUGUCACUGCAAUCAGAGAUGGGUGGAGGAAGUAGGCCUCUCUUUUAUAUUCUGUAUAUGCAGACCUACACAUACAGUUAAUUAGUUAAUUGUUUAUCAAUUAACAUGUAGUAUAAACAACUGUAUGCACACCACAUGUUCCCACAGUUUUGGAGUCUGCGCAUUGUGAAUAGAGUAUUUGUAACAUCGCGUUCACGUGCAAGUGAACUCCCGGAGCGAGUUCUUUAUUUUCACCCAAUGAUCACGCCAAACCUGCUUUACCACGUAGUAUUUCAUUUUCAAGACUCCCGUUUGCAGGUUACUGUGUACAAAGGUUAUUUGUAGACAUGAAACUUGUUUCACCACCUUGCCAGGAAAAGUAGCCUACUUUAUAGUUGUAUUUCCAUAAUUGUAUUCAGUGCUGUUUACAAUGUAAAGCUUCCAAGACCCCACCUAGAGAGCUAUAUCUGGGGGGCUAUACACACAGUAUUAAACCAGUGUUCUGUGAAACUACUCCCAAUGACUUUGCGAAUGUAGAUAACUCAGUAACUCAUCUGGUUUGUUUGUAGACUAUAGAAUUCAAUGUUUGAACCUAUUCAGGCUUUGUGGAUGCAGAGCAGGCAUGUAGUCUUUCACUUGCAGAGGAGAGGAGCGGGAGGCAUGGCAGCUGCCUUCCCCUGAGCAUGGAAGAUUCUUAUGCUAAACAACAAUCCUCUCCUUCAUUCUCUCAAUAACCUCAAUUGUUGUUAUUCUGUGUGUGUGUCACAUGCACAUUCUUUGUGUAUUUCAUCAGUGUGUGCACACCUCCACAUUUGGUGUGUGCGCAUGGAUUCUUUGUAAUUUACUGUGUCACCUAGAUUGAACACCCACUCCCUCAUUCCUCUCAAUCUCUCUUGUAACGUCAGGAAGCAGGUACAGGGAGUGAAUUGAAUAAUAAAUAAUACAUGGAACAAAUAAGAAACACGAGUAGCGUACAAACAUGAAACACAGGAACAGAAUCAAUAAUGCCUAGGAAAGGAACCAAAGGGAGUGACAUACAGUGCUAUGAAAAAGUACACUGCUCAAAAAAAUAAAGGGAACACUUAAACAACACAAUGUAACUCCAAGUCAAUCACACUUCUGUGAAAUCAAACUGUCCACUUAGGAAGCAACACUGGUUGACAAUAAAUUUCACAUGCUGUUGUGCAAAUGGAAUAGACAACAGGUGGAAAUUAUAGGCAAUUAGCAAGACACCCCCAAUAAAGGACUGGUUUUGCAGGUGGUGACCACAGACCACUUCUCAGUUCCUAUGCUUCCUGGCUGAUGUUUUGGUCACUUUUGAAUGCUGGCGGUGCUUUCACUCUAGUGGUAGCAUGAGAUGGAGUCUACAACCCACACAAGUGGCUCAGGUAGUGCAGCUCAUCCAGGAUGGUACAUCAAUGCGAGCUGUGGCAAGAAGUUUUGCUGUGUCUGUCAGCGUAGUGUCCAGAGCAUGGAGGCGCUACCAGGAGACAGGCCAGUACAUCAGGAGACGUGGAGGAGGCCGUAGGAGGGCAACAACCCAGCAGCAGGACUGCUACCUCCGCCUUUGUGCAAGGAGGAGCAGGAGGAGCACUGGCAGAGCCCUGCAAAAUGACCUCCAGCAGGCCACAAAUGUGCAUGUCUGCUCAAACGGUCAGAAACAGACUCCAUGAGGGUGGUAUGAGGGCCCGACGUCCACAGGUGGGGGUUGUGCUUACAGCCCAACACCGUGCAGGACGUUUGGCAUUUGCCAGAGAACACCAAGAUUGGCAAAUUCGCCACUGGCGCCCUGUGCUCUUCACAGAUGAAAGGAGGUUCACACUGAGCACAUGUGACAGACGUGACAGAGUCUGGAGACGCCGUGGAGAACGUUCUGCUGCCUGCAACAUCCUCCAGCAUGACCGGUUUGGCGGUGGGUCAGUCAUGGUGUGGGGUGGCAUUUCUUUGGGGGGCCGCACAGCCCUCCAUGUGCUCGCCAGAGGUAGCCUGACUGCCAUUAGGUACCGAGAUGAGAUCUUCAGACCCCUUGUGAGACCAUAUGCUGGUGCGGUUGGCCCUGGGUUCCUCCUAAUGAAAGACAAUGCUAGACCUCAUGUGGCUGGAGUGUGUCAGCAGUUCCUGCAAGAGGAAGGCAUUGAUGCUAUGGACUGGCCCGCCCGUUCCCCAGACCUGAAUCCAAUUGAGCACAUCUGGGACAUCCUGUCUCGCUCCAUCCACCAACGCCACGUUGCACCACAGACUGUCCAGGAGUUGGCGGAUGCUUUAGACCAGGUCUGGGAGGAGAUCCCUCAGGAGACCAUCCGCCACCUCAUCAGGAGCAUGCCCAGGCGUUGUAGGGAGGUCAUACAGGCACGUGGAGGCCACACACACUACUGAGCCUCAUUUUGACUUGUUUUAAGGACAUUACAUCAAAGUUGGAUCAGCCUGUAGUGUGGUUUUCCACUUUAAUUUUGAGGGUGACUCCAAAUCCAGACCUCCAUGGGUUGAUAAAUUUGAUUUCCAUUGAUAAUUUUUGUGUGAUUUUGUUGUCAGCACAUUCAACUAUGUAAAGAAAAAAGUAUUUAAUAAGAUUAUUUCAUUCAUUCAGAUCUAGGAUGUGUUAUUUUAGUGUUCCCUUUAUUUGUUUGAGCAGUGUAUUUGCCCCCUUUCUAAUUUUCUCAACAUUCAGUAUCACAAAUAUGCAAAAGUAAUCAGAUCUUCAACCAAAACCUAAUAUUAGAUAAAGGGAACAUAAGUGAACAAAUAACACAACAAUUACAUAUUUAUUUCAUAAACAAAGUUAUGCAACACCCAAUUCCCCUGUGUGAAAAAGUAAUUGCCCCCUUACACUCAAUAACUGGUUGUGCCACCUUUAGCUGCAAUGACUCCAACCAAAUGCUUCCUGUAGUUGUUGAUGGGUCUCUCACGUCGCUGUGGAGGAAUUUUGGCCCCCUCUUCCAUGCAGAACUGAUUUAACUCAGUGACAUGUGGGUUUUCAAGCAUGAACUGCUCGUUUCAAGUCCUGCCACAACAUCUCAAUUGGGAUUAGGUCUGGACUUUGACUAGGCCAUUCCAACACUUCCAAUUUGUUGCUUUUUAGCAAUUUUCAUGUAGACUUGAUUGUGUGUUUUGGAUCAUUGUCUUGCUGCAUGACCCAGCUGCGCUUCAGCUCACAGACAGAUGGUCUGACACUCUCCUGUAGAAUUCUCUGAUACAGAGCAGAAUUCAUGGUUCCUUCUAUUAAGGCAAGUCGUCCAGGUCCUGAGGCAGCAAAGCAUCCCCAAACCAUCACACCACCACCACCAUGCUUGACCUUUGGUAUGAUGUUCUUACUGUGGAAUGCAGAGUUUGGUUUUCGCCAGGCAUUACUGGAACCAUGUCGUCCAAAAAGUUAUACUUUUGAAUCAUCUGUCCAUAGAACUUUCUUCCAAGAGUCUUGAUGAUAAUCCAGGUGUUUUUUGGCAAACUUGAGUCAACUUUUUGACGAGAUGGGUCCCAUUAUGCCUGGCGAAAACCAAACACUGCAUUCUGCAGUAAGAACAUCAUACCAAAGGUCAAGCAUGGUGGUGGUGGUGUGAUGUUUUUAUAUAUCCACGAAUAUUGACCACGAAGACCGCCAUACUCCCAUUUACUAUAAUUGGGAAUCCUGCUUUCUGAAAACAUUCCCUGCAGUACCCUGGUCAGCCUUGAACUGGAAGAUGUAGACCAGAGCUCUCCAACCCUGUUCCUGGAAAGCUACCCUCCUGUAGGUUUUUCGCUCCAACCCCAGUUGUAAUUAACCUGAUUCAACUUAUCAACCAGCUAAUUAUCAGAAUCAGGUGCGCUAGAUUAGUGUUGGAGUGAAAACCUAGAGGACUGUAGAUCUCCAGGAACAGGGUUGGAGAGCCCUGAGGUAGACCAUCAGUAUAAUAUUUUAUGCAGCUGUGUGGUCCUGUUACUAUAGUGAUGGUACUGUAGCUGUAACUGUGAUUUCCUGGUUAAUAGAUGUUUGUAUGUGACUCUGUGGUCCUGUUUCCAUAGCGAUGGCAGACGCCCACCAGGUGGUGGCAUGUGUGACUAGUCUGCGACUCCAGACCACCAGAAGAGUGAAAUAUGUGAAAGUGACUAAAUAGAGCAGAUUAUUGUAUGUAACUCUGGUCCUGUUUCCGUAGCGAUGGCAGAGGCCCACCAGGCAGUGGCGUUCCAGUUCACCAUCACCCCAGAGGGGAUCGACCUGCGCCUUUCAUACCAGGCCCUGUCCCAGAUCUGCCUCUCUGGCCUGCGCUCCUGGAAGAAGAGGAUCAGCCGCAUGAGGGUAAGGAAGGGGGGUGAGGGUGGUUGUGGGUGUGAUAACAAGAUGAUGCCGAAAGACGUGGUUGCCCUAUUUUUUAGCUCCGAGACAACUUUGCAGUAUUCUUUUGUGUGUGUUAUUUCUUACAUUUAUUUGCUCAGAACGUUUCUUGCAUUAUUACCUACAGCCACUGUACAACAGGAGUAUAGCCUGCCUGGCUGGCAUGAAAAUGAACCACGGAAAAAGCGUCCUCCAUUUGCUAUUUAAGUCCAUAGAUGACAUGUAUUUUUCCCCCCUGCCCUGUGCAGAGACAGGUGCAUGAUAAUGAUUCAUUCUAAAUCAAAAUAAAUUUCACACAUAUUAUUUAGUAUAUGUAAAGACAAAGAUUAAAUCAAGAACUGAUGGGUGACAAUAUUAGUCUAUAACUUGUGAAUGAUAUAUUAUCACUUGUGAAUAAUGCCCAGCGUGUGCAGUAAGGCAAGAAACAACGCAUGCCUUUUUUUGCGACAUUUUCAAAACAUAGUUGCACGCCUCAUGUAGCCUAGCCCAUAGGCCUAUAUGUUUUGAUAAGGUUUGUAUCACAACUAAAGUGGCCAAAUAACUUCUUAAAAUGAAGCACAUUAAUCCGCUUUCAACCGGUGUAGAGCCUAACUGGCAUACAGUGAGGGGAAAAAAGUAUUUGAUCCCCUGCUGAUUUUGUACAUUUGCCCACUGACAGACAUGAUCAGUCUAUAAUUUUAAUGGUAGGUUUAUUUGAACAGUGAGAGACAGAAUAACAACAACAAAAUCCAGAAAAACGCAUGUCAAAAAUGUUAUAAAUUGAUUUGCAUUUUAAUGAGGGAAAUAAGUAUUUGACCCCUCUGCAAAACAUUACUUAGUACAUGGUGGCAAAGCCCUUGUUGGCAAUCAGAGGUCAGACGUUUCUUGUAGUUGGCCACCAGGUUUGCACACAUCUCAGGAAGGAUUUUGUUCCACUCCUCUUUGCAGAUCUUCUCCAAGUCAUUAAGGUUUCGAGGCUGACGUUUGGGAACUCGAAUCUUCAGUUCCCUCCACAGAUUUUCUAUGGGAUUAAGGUCUGGAGACUGGCUAGGCCACUCCAGGACCUUUUAAUGUGCUUCUUCUUGAGCCACUCCUUUGUUGCCUUGGCCUAGCCAACUCCAUGUUUGACGGUGGGGAUGGUGUUCUUGGGGUCAUAGGCAGCAUUCCUCCUCCUCCAAACACGGCGAGUUGAGUUGAUGCCAAAGAGCUCGAUUUUGAUCUCAUCUGACCACAACACUUUCACCCAGUUCUCCUCUGAAUCAUUCAGAUGUUCAUUGGCAAACUUCAGACGGGCCUGUAUGUGCUUUCUUGAGCAGGGGGACCUUGCGGGCGCUGCAGGAUUUCAGUCCUUCACGGCGUAGUGUGUUACCAAUUGUUUUCUUGGUGACUAUGGUCCCAGCUGCCUUGAGAUCAUUGACAAGAUCCUCCCGUGUAGUUCUGGGCUGAUUCCUCACCGUUCUCAUGAUCAUUGCAACUCCACGAGGUGAGAUCUUGCAUGGAGCCCCAGGCCGAGGGAGAUUGACAGUUAUUUUGUGUUUCUUCCAUUUGCGAAUAAUCACACCAACUGUUGUCACCUUCUCACCAAGCUGCUUGGCGAUGGUCUUGUAGCCCAUUCCAGCCUUGUGUAGGUCUACAAUCUUGUCCCUGACAUCCUUGGAGAGAGCUUUGGUCUUGGCCAUGGUGGAGAGUUUGGAAUCUUGAUUGAUUGAUUGCUUCUGUGGACAGGUGUCUUUUAUACAGGUAACAAGCUGAGAUUAGGAGCACUCCCUUUAAGAGUGUGCUCCUAAUCUCAGCUCGUUACCUGUAUAAAAGACACCUGGGAGCCAGAAAUCUUUCUAAUUGAGAGGGGGUCAAAUACUUAUUUCCCUCAUUAAAAUGGAAAUCAAUUUAUAACCUUUUUGACAUGCGUUUUUCUGGAUUUUUGUUGUUGUUAUUCUGUCUCUCACUGUUCAAAUCAACCUACCAUUAAAAUUAUAGACUGAUCAUUUCUUUGUCAGUGGGCAAACGUACAAAAUCAGCAGGGGAUCAAAUACUUUUUUCCCUCACUGUCUAUAGGUGUCAAGUGAGUUUCAAGUUUGGGGAAGAUCAUUUUCACCAUAAAAAUGCACCUUUAUAGUAAAGCAUUACAUGCAUAAUCAGAUUUCUUUCUCGCACAAAAGGACAAGUUGACCAAUAGAAUAGGUAAACUUUUGUACUAUUGGGGAUAGUAGAUUGACAUAGGCUAGUGCUUUUGCUCUUCAUUAGGCCUACUCAUCUUGUUGGCUGACAAAAAGUAAAUGUGGACAGUUCUUCUAACAUCUUCAAUAUGCGCCUCGGAACUCGAUAAGAAGGACACACGCAGUUACGUCCCAGAUGUGUCUGUCUCCGCAUUGGAUCUGAGAUGCCUGUGAGAAGGAUCCGAUCACUUGACAGGCAUUGGCUAAUAAGAAUUGAGAUACACUACCGUUAAAAAGUUUGGGGUCACUUAUAAAUGUCCUUGUUUUCGAAAGAAAAGCAAUUUUUUUGUCCAUUAAAAUAACAUCAAAUUAAUUAGAAAUACAGUGUAGACAUUUAAUGUUGUAAAUAGCUAUUGUAGCUGGAAACGGCUGAUUUUUAAAAAUGGAAUAUCUACAAAGGCGUUCAGAGCCCCAUUAUCAAAUACCAUCAGUCCUGUGUUCCAAUGGCACGUUGUGUUUGCUAAUCCAAGUUGAUCAUUUUAAAAGGCUAAUUGAACAUUAAAAAACCCUUUUGCAAUUAUGUUAUCACAGCUGAAAACUGUUGUGCUGAUUUAAAGAAGCAAUAAAACUGGCCUUCUUGAGACUAGUUGAGUAUUUGGAGCAUCAGCAAUUGUGGGUUCGAUUACAGGAUCAAAAUGGCCAGAAACAAUUAACUUUCUUCUGAAACUCGUCAGUCUAUUCUUGUUCUGUGAAAUGAAGGCUCUAGAAAUAUAAGCAUUUCACUGCACCUGCAUUAACAGCUUUAAUAUGUGUACGUGACCAAUACAAUUUUAUUUCAUUUGGGUGUGCGUGUGUGUGAGAGAUACAGUGCAUUCAAAAAGUAUUCAGACCCCUUGACUUUUUCCACAUUUUGUGACGUUACAGCCUUAUUCUGAAAUGGAUUACAUAGUUUUUUCCCUCAUCAAUCUACACACAAUACCCCAUAAUGACAAAGCAAAAACAGAUUUUUAGAAUUGUUUGCAAACUUCUUAAAAAAAAAAAAACUAUCACAUUUACAUAAGUAUUCAGACCAUUUACUCAGUACUUUGAAGCAAAUUUGGCAGCGAUUACAGCCUCAAGUCUUCUUGGGUAUGACGCUACAAGCUUGGCAUACCUGUAUUUGGGGAGUUUCUCCCAUUCUUCUCUGCAGAUCCUCUCAAGCUCUGUCAGGUUAGCUGCACAGCUAUUUUCAGGUCUCUCCAGAGAUGUUCGAUCGGGUUCAAGUCUGGGCUCUGGCUGGGCCACUCAAGGACAUUCAGUGACUUGCCUUGAAGCCCCUCCUGCAUUGUCUCGGCUACGUGCUUAGAUGCUUAGGGUCUUUGUCCUGUUGGAAGGUGAACCUUCGCCCCAGUCUGAGGUCCUGAGCGCUCUGUAGCAGGUUUUCAUCAAGGAUCUCUCUGUACUUUGCACUGUUAAUCUUUCCCUUGAUCCUGACUAGUCUCCCAGUCCCUGCUGCUGAAAAACAUCCCCACAACAUGAUGCUGACACCACCAUGCUUCACCGUAGAGAGGGUGCCAGGUUUCCUCCAGACGUGACGCUUGUCAUUCAAUCUUGGUUUCUUGGUUUCAUCAGACCAGAGAAUCUUGUUUCUCAUGGUCUGAGAGUCUUUAGGUCCAAGUGGGCUGUCAUGUGCCUUUUACUGAGGUGUGGCGUCCGUCUGUCCACUCUACCAUAAAGGCCUGAUUUGGUGGAGUGCUGCUGAGAUGGUUGUCAUUCUUGAAGGUUCUUCCAUUUCCACAGAGGAACUCUGGAGCUGUAUCAGAGUGACCAUUGGGUUCUUGGUCACCACUCUGACCCCGAUUGCUCAGUUUGGCCAUGCGGCCAUCUCUAGGAAGAGUCUUGGUGGUUCCAAACUUCUUCCAUUUAAGAGUGAUGGAGGCCACUGUGUUCUUGGGGACCUUCAAUGCUGCAGAAUUUUGUUGGGUACCCUUCCCCAGAUCUGUGCCUCGACACAAUCCUGUCUCAGAGCUCUACGCACAAUUCCUUCGACCUCAUGGCUUGGUUUUUGCUCUGACAUGCACUGUCAACUGUGGGACCUUACGUAGACAGGUGUGUGCUUUUCCUAAUCAUGUCCAAUCAAUUGAAUUUACCACAGGUGGACUUCAAUGAAGUUGUAGAAACAUCUCAAGGAUGAUCAAUGGAAACGAGCUCAAUUUCGAUUCUCAUAGCAAAGGGUCUGAAUACUUAUCUAAAUAAGGUAUUUCAGUUUUAUUUUAAAUACAUUUGCUAAAAAACAACUGUUUUCGCGUUUUCAUUAUGGGGUAUUGUGUGUAGAUUUAAUGAGGAAAUUGUUUUAUUUAAUCCAUUUUAGAAUAAGGCUGUAACGUAACAAAAUGUAGAAAAAGUCAAGGGGUCUGAAUACUUUCUGAAUGCACUGAGAAUGUGUGUGUAUGAGAGAAUGUAUGCAUGUGUGUGCUCAUGUUCUGUGAAAUGCAAUAUGUAGGUGCUACAGAGCCUGAUGCAGAGGUAAACGAGCUGCACUGAUGUGUAUAAUAUGUCAACAAAUACCUUUUUGUUAGCACAUUACUUAUUUUGCCCUGCUCAUGAUACAGCUCUGCAGAUAAGUGUUCCUGUUUUUUUGUGAGCUUGUGUCACAUCGGUUUUUUCAUGCAAUGUCACUUCCGUCAUGUUGUCUAUGCUGUAGUUCUCAACUAGUUUAGAAAACUUUAAUGUCCUCUUGAGGCAAUUCAUUUUGCAGCAAUCGUUACAUACAGACAAAAUCACAUUUUAAAACAACAACAACAGAUAUCAAAGGAUAUUUACAAGGAAGAAGGCUCAAUAAUGGCUAGGCCUACAUGUACGUUAAAGUAUUGAACUAGUGUUCAAGCCGACAACCUGAUUUCUAUGGGGUCCCUGUGCACGCUCAGACAUUGUUAUGGGAUGUUGACUUGAAGCAAAGCCGCACCCGUUCUUAAAGUUUUUGUUUCAAUUCCAACGUUGGAUUGUUUACUUUUGAGUGCAACAGUUCCUUCUUCAAACUCCUGCUGAACUAAUCCCAGGCAUGUUUAAGAGUUUGAAUUGGGGGAUGUUGAGAUUAAGGGUUCUCUAUGUACAGUAUGUACCACAUCUUCCUCUACACCAGUCUAUCUAUCGAUCGAUUGAUAGUGGGCUCCAAAUUGACUGGGACCCCUGACUGGCAAUGCACAAACAAUACUUAAAAAUGUAUAAACAAUAUAAUUAUAGAGAGAAACUCAAAGUACCAACAUGUGAGAAAUACUGUACUAUAUUAAUGUUCCAAUGGAACCCACCAAAAUCAUUUAUUGAUUUAAUAAAAAAUCAAAGUCCUCCAAAUCAAGGUUUCACAAUUAAUGGCACCCUUAAAGAUUAAUGUAAAUAACAUCUACCAAAAUUAAACCAGGCAUUAAAUUCCACUUAUUGAAGUUUAUCAAAGUCUUAAGGAACUAUAUUGAGCCAUUUCAUCACUUCCUGUUUCACUAGGGUAUAAAAAUGAGGUAACACGCAUGCAAUAUCCCUUUGUCACCAACACCAUGAAGAAAACAAAAGAACUGGCAGUUCAAAAGAGACAGAUGGUUAUAGACCUUCAUAAAUCUGGUAAUGGCUACAAGAAGAUCCACAAACGAUUGAAUAUACCACUGAGCACUGUCAGGGCAAUAAUUAAAAAGAUAUGGAACAGUUGAAAACCUCACGGGUAGAGGAUGCAAAUGCAUUUUGCCUCCCAGGAUAGGGAGGAGGAUGGUGAGAGAAGCAACAAAAUCUCCAAGAAUCACUGUGAAAGAAUUGCAGGCCUUGGUGGCGUCUUGGGGUCACCAGGUUUCAAAAAGCACCAUCAGACGCCACCUCCACAACCACGGGCUCUUUGGAAGGGUUGCCAGAAGAAAGCCCUUUCUGACCCCAAGACACAGACGCAAGCGCUUUGAGUUUGCCAAACGUCAUUUAAAUUAUGACUGGAAGAAUGUGCUCUGGUCAGAUGAGACCAAAAUGGAAUGUUUUGGUCAGAUACAGCAUUGGCAUGUUUGCCGUCGAAACAGAGAUGCAUACAAGGAGAGAAUUCCAGAGGUCCAGGGGCACUGGUUAAGAUUGAUGCCAUAAUGAAUUCCACCAAGUAUCAGGCAAUUUUGGCUGACAAUCUGGUUGCCUCUGCCAGAAGGUGGUUCCAAACUUGGCCGUAGGUGGACUUUCCAACAAAACAAUGACCCAAAACAUACCUCAAGAUCCACACAGAAAUGGUUCUGUGACAACAAAAUCAAUGUUCUGCCAUCUCAGUCGCCGGACCUCAACCCAAUCGAAAAUAUGUGGGCUGAGUUGAGGAGGGCAGUUGAUAAGCGCAAACCCAAGAAUGUGAAGGAUCUUGAAAGGAUCUUCAUAGAGGAAUGGUCCAAAAUCCCUCCAAACAUUACAGGAAAAGACUCCAUGCUGUUAUCCUUGCCAGAGGUGGUUGCACUUAGUACUAAAUGAGGAGUGCCAAUAAUUAUGAAACCUUGAUUUUGGUGACAUUUAUUUUGUAUUAAAUAAUUGUAUGAUUUUGGUUGGUUCCAUUGAAACAUUGAUAAAGUACAGUAUUUCUCACAUGUUGGUAUUUUGAGUUUAUCUCUAUAAUUAUAUUGUUUGUGCAAUGCCAGUCAGGGGUGCCAGUAAUUAUGUAUGUCUGUCUGGUAUAUUCAGAUCAAUAUAUAGUAUAACACCUUCUCUAUGGGUUCUUCGCUAUUUCACCCUUAUUCAUAUUUACUACUUUCUUUACUCUUCCUCAGGUAACAAUAUCCAAUUCAUCCUAUAUACUGACACUAUGUUUUUCUACUGGUCUUUAAGGAUCCUGUACACUGACCUUUACCUGUAUAUUUUCUACCAGUCCUACCAUUUCAUAUUCUAUGUACAGUUUAUUCAUACUGUGCUCUUCUUCUGUGGUGACAGAACAGGGUGAUCAAAGGGGUGUACCCUGCCAGCCCUUCCUCCUGGCUGUUUGUUGUCAUAGCGAUCCUGGCCACCAUGUACACACGCUCUGACCCCUCCAUGGGCCUCAUUGCCAAAAUCCAGGAGCACCUGCCCGUCAGGUAACUAGCUACAUCACUCAUUACCUCUCCCUGUGAGGUAACUACAUCAUACACUGUCCUAGGGAGGAAGAGGAGGAAGAGAGAGGCAAGUAGGGGGAGGGAGAGCGUGUGAGAGGGAGGGGGGAUAGUUACUUUGUGUAGUAGAUGCUAUACACGUUGACUGACUGACUGACUGACUGACCAACUACAGAUAAUGUUAACUAGCAAGUCAGAGAGUCAAAUAAAAGAGGAAGACAAUUAAGCAAUAAGGCACGAGGGGGUUUGGUAUAUGGCCAAUAUACCACGGCUAAGGGCUGUUCUUAGGCAUGACGCAAUCGCCUUAUUGCUAUUAUAAACUGGUUACCAACAUAAUUAGAACAGUAAAAAUACAUGUUUUGUCAUACCUGUGGUGUAAGGUCUGAUAUACCAUGGCUUUCAGACAAUCAGCAUUCAGGGCUCAAACCACCCAGUUUAUAAUUAGUGUUAUACUACACAUGACCUAUCCUCUUAUUAAAGCUACAUCCUGGGCUUAGCUGACUAUAGUCAUGGCUGACUCACUUUACCAUUUAUGUAUACUCACAUUCCUGCGCACUCCUCCCUUUCUCCUCCCAUGAUAACAUUCAUUGCGUUCAAUGAGUAAAUGUGAAGUGUGUGUGUGAAGUAUUUCUUCCCCUGCCCCUGUUCCUGCCAUUUAAUAAUGGGCCAUUCUAAAUAGAAACACAUUUUAUAUAUUUGUAAAGACAAGAUUCAAUUGAGAAUAGUCUGAUGGGUGAAAUAUGAUCACUUGAUGAGAGAAACACUGUGCAGCCUGAAGCAAGGAACUGAGAGCAAGCAUUUUUGCGACUUUCUCAAAUCAAAAAUAGCCUAUAGUCGCAUCAUGCAGCCCAUAUAUCUUUUGAUUUCUAAGACAUUCUAAGGUUUGUAUCAUUCAUAAUUAAAGUUUCCAAAUAACUCUAAAUCUAGCAUAUAGCAUCAUAUAAUAUAAAAGAAUGGCAUGGGACUUCUAAGCAUAUCUUGUCAGCUAAAUGAACAAGCCUACAGCCUAUGGCAUGGAGCCAACAAAUAUUAUUUUCUUCUGAAAUACAUUUUCUUAAUAUCAUGUUUCUUUAGACCUGACUAAAAUAAAUAAUGGAUUUAUUGUGAUGGGGUAUAUUAAAUUGAUUUAUUAUACUUUUUUUUUAAAUGUAGAUGUUCCAAAGGCGUGCAUCAGUGGCUUGUAUCCAUGGAGGCUUGGAGAUGCUAAAUGUGAUUAUGUUAAUUAACGGUCAAUUACCGUGACACUGGCAGUCUUUUUCAUGACAAUAACUGGCUGACAUGGGUAGGGCUCGUUCUUAAAAUUCCUGCCAGUACAGGGCUCUAAUCUUCUACAUUUGACCAAUAGAGGUCCCCAUAUUACUUUUUCUUUUAUCCAGUGAUGAUUUCUUAGCCUCUCACAGACCUACAACCAUACUGACAACCAGUCUACUACUAUCAUGUGUUAAUUUGAUGUAUUCUCUCUCUCUCUCUCUCCCCCCCCCCCACCUACCAGUAGUCUGUCUCUGAGUGCCCAGGGCCAGACCAUGCUGUCAGUGCUGGUGUUCAGUACCCUGCUGUGGCUAUCUCUCAUCCUGACCCUGAGGUUCUGUCUCAAACUGCUGCUCUCCUACCACCGCUGGAUGUUCGAGCAGCACGGACGCAUCUCCACCACCACCAAAGUCUGGGUGGUAUGUAUGCUAUGCCAGAGACGGUGGAAACCUUAAUGAGGAAACACUCUUUGUACUUCUCACUCUAGCACUUGUUCGUUUUUCUGUAGUAAAUGGAUGGAUGGAUUAAUAGUGGUAUUGUAAUUGCUGGUAAUGGUAUUUGUUGUGGCAAUAGUACAGGCAGUGGCAAAAGCAUUAACAGGAGAGGUAGCUGCAGUUGGACCACAGAUAGAACAAUGAGACAAAUAUUUCACUGGAGGUAUAAAUGUUAAGCAUCUGGUUUGUGUUUCCACUCACUACCAAAUAUGGUAGUGCAAAGGCUAAUUGAGUUAUUGCACACACACACUUCAGAGUAGGCGUUCCCUAAUGGAAAUAUGCAGAUACGUGCUAGAACGGGCAAAUAGGAUCUCGCUAGGUCGUGCUUGGCUCUGCCCACCUCCUUGCUUGUUCUGCCCACUAUGACUUAUUUGUUCCCAUUGGAAACGACAGGCUGUGGUCUAUCUUGGUUUAGUUAUACAAAUAUUUGGUUGUACUGUGAUUGAAGUGUUAGUAGAUUAAUUUAUGUUCCCUCUCUCUCAGACCCUGGUGCGUCUGCUGUCUGGCAGGAAGCCUCUCCUGUACAGCUAUCAGACCUCUCUACCUUGCCUGCCCGUCCCGCCCAUCAAAGACACACUGGAGAGGGUGAGUGUCCACCGAUCCAGGAUCAGCUUCCCCCAAAUGCAUAACCAAUCUAAGAGUGUCCAGUUCACCCUAGUGGCGGAGAUGCAGUGCCUUCAGAAAGUAUUCACACCCCUUGACUUUUUCCUAAUUUUGUUGUUACAGCCUGAAUUUAAAAUGGACUAAAUUGAGAUUUUGUCACUGAUCUACACACAAUACCCCAUAAUGUCAAAGGUGAUAAAAAAAAUAUAUAUAUUCAUUAAAAAUGAAAAGCUAAAAUGUCUUGAGUCAAUAAGUAUUCAAACCAUUUGUUAUGGCAUGCCUAAAUAAGUUCAGGAGAAAAAUGUGCUUAACAAGUCACAUAAUAAGUUGCAUCGACUCUCUGUGUGCAAUAAUAGUGGUUAACAUGAUUUUUGAAUGACUACCUCAUCUCUGUACCCUACACAUACAGUGCCUUCGGAAAGUAUUCAGACCCCUUGACCUUUUCCACAUUUUGUUAUGUUACAGCCUUAUUCUAAAAUGGAUGUAAAAAAAAAUCCAUCAGUCUACACACAAUAUCACAUAAUGACAAAGCAAAAAGAGGUUUUUAGAAUUUUUUCCACAUUUAUUUUUCCAAAAUAAUGGAAAUAUCAAUUUACAUAAGUAUUCAGACCCUUUACUCAGUACUUUGCUGAAGCACCUUUGGCAGCGAUUACAGCAUCAAGUCUUCUUGGGUAUGACGCUACAAGCUUGGCACACCUGUAUUUGGGGAGUUUCUCCCAUUCUUCUCUGCAGAUCCUCUCAAGCUUUGUCAGGUUGGAUGGGGAGCGUUGCUGCACAGCUAUUUUCAGGUCUCUCAGAGAUAUUCGAUCGGGUUCAAGUCCGGGCCCUGGCUGGGCCACUCAAGGACAUUCAGAGACUUGUCCCGAAGCCACUCCUGCAUUGUCUUGGCUGUGUGCUUAGGGUCGUUGUCCUGUUGGAAGGUGAACCUUCACCCCAGUCUGAGGUCCUGAGCGCUCUGGAGCAGGUUUUCAUCAAGGAUCUCUCUGUACUUUGCUCCGUUCAUCUUUGCCUCGAUCCUGACUAGUCUCCCAGUCCCUGCCGCUGAAAAACAUCCCCACAGCAAGAUGCUGCCAACACCAUGCUUCACCGUAGGGAUGGUGCCAGGUUUCCUCCAGAUGUGACGCUUGGCAUUCAGGCCAAAGAGUUCAAUCUUGGUUUCAUCAGACCAGAGAAUCUUGUUUCUAGACAUUUAUUUUUUCGGGACCUAGCGGAAGUUUUCCAAUAAACUCUUGUUUAUUUUAACGGUUUCCGUUGCAGAACGUUUUGCUAAGGUGCUAUACGUUUUGUUAAGACACUGCUUUGAACCGAGGUGUGUGUCUCUCUCACGUAGUACCUGGAGUCUGUGCGUCCAUUGCUGAGCAGUCCAGAGUUCGAGCGGAUGACUGUGUUGGCGGCUCAGUUUGAGAACAGUCUGGGGAACAGGCUGCAGCGCUAUCUCAAGCUCAAAGCUCUGUGGGCUACCAACUAUGUGAGUAGACUCACUGCUGCACACACACUGUUUGUUUAUUCACACACACGCACACGCACACAGUUCGCUCACUCACUUAGGCUCAUAGUUGUUGUCGUGUAAAGAUUUCACUUCUAAUCUCUCGCUCUCUCUCUCGCACUCUCUCUCUCUCUCUGUCUGUCAGGUGAGUGACUGGUGGGAGGAGUACAUCUACCUGAGAGGACGAGGCCCCAUCAUGGUCAACAGCAACUACUAUGGCAUGGUACUGCUCUUCCCACGAUACACUAUAGAUAUACACUGGGUAUACAAAACAUUAAGAACACCUGCUCUUUCCAUGAUAUAGACUAACCAGGUGAAUCCAGGUGAAAGCUAUGAUCCCUUAUUGAUGUCACUUGUUAAAUCCACUUCAAUCAGUGUAGUUGAAGGGGAGGAGACAGGUUAAAGAAGGAUUUUUAAGCCUUGAGACAAAUGAGACCUGUAUGUGUGCCAUUCAGAGGGUGAAUGGGCAAGACAAAAAUGGCAAGUGCCUUUGAAAGAGGUAUGGUAGUAGGUGCCAGGCACACCGGUUUUGUCAAGAACUGCAACACUGCUGGGUUUUUCAUGCAAAGCGGUUUCCCAUGUGUAUCAAGUAUGGUCCACCACCCAAAGGACAUCCAUCUAACUUGACAACUGUGGGAAGCAUUGGAGUCAACAUGGGCCAGAAUCCCUGUUCUGAGGGCAAAAGGGGGGAGGGGUGCGCAUGCAACUCAAUAUUAGGAAGGUGUUCCUAAUGUUUGGUGUACUCUGUGUACACUUUAAAUGUACUGUUAUACUGUCUAUGUGAUACACUCUCUACUCUCUCCCGCAACAUAUACCAAUCUCCUUCCCUCCUUCAUGCCUUCAGUUAUCAGACCUUCACUCUUACCUUUCUCCUUCCAACCCUCCCAAAACCCUAUAGCGCCCUCUCCCUCCCCUGUCCCUCUCUAUUGGCUUAUUGUGACAUUCCAGAGACGGUGCUGGGGCAGGAAUUUCCUCGACUACCAGAAAUGCUGGGAAUGUUGCCCCCGGAAACCUUCUCUAGUGCCACAUGUCCUUACCUGUCUCUGUUUGUUUCUGUCUCGCCCUCUGUCUCUCACUCUCUUUCUAAUUAUUUUUCUCUCUCUCACCUCCAUCUCUGACCCCUCCCCUCUUGUCCACUAGGACUUUCUGUAUGUGACUCCCACGCCCAUCCAGGCAGCGAGGGCCGGCAACACCAUCACUGCUCUGCUGCUCUACCGACGCAAGGUCAACACUGAGCAGCUCAAACCUGUGAGUGCUGCUACUAGUACUAGGACACACUGCACUACACCACCACCAGUACAGAGCUACACCCUUUUCUCACUACUAAUCCGAGCCAAGCUGUACUGAGCUGACCUGGUUAUGCACGCUAUUAUUCAAUGAGUAAUUGAUCAAGUUAACGAUCCAAGGAACCCACUGGAAUAGUAGUGAGAUUCCCCUAACUGUCUGUAUUGGACUGCUGUUGCUGCAGACAUAGUUUAUAUGAAUAGAACUGACGUCACUAUGGGAAAUAAUAGUCAUUCAUAAAGGGUUUGUCCAAAAUGGCACCCUGUUCUCUAUAUAGUCCGCUACUUUUGACCAGAGCCUUAUGGGCCCUGUAGUGACCUAUAGUAGUAGUGCACCUAAUAGGGAAUAGGGUGCCAUUUGGGACGUAUAUUGUUAUUGUAUGAAUCAAAUUCAUAUUAGGCAACCGUCUUGGGUGAGUCAGUGGGGUAAAGGUCACAGAGAAUAUAGGCCAGUGAAGAGGUUUAUGGAAAAGGAAUCUCCCCAUUCCAGGUGUGGUUCUUCAAGCCUGUGGCUCUUCAAACCAGAUUCUGUCUUACUGUCAUUUACAACAUUUUGUCAGUUUGUAGAUGUGGGUGUGGGUGGGUGUUGUCAGAGAGGAAGAGCGAGGCCCAACUUGGUGCAAAAUCGGUCUCCCUCCAGCAGGUGGCGCUCUUUCAUUGUUUCGCCCACCAAGCAAGGAGUUUUUGUAUGGAGGUCAAUGAGAGUUUCAAAUUUGGUCAAAGGAAAAAUGUAUGACAUAUUUGCUACAUUAGGUUUAUUUGAUCUAAUAGAAGUUUCGUAAUGCUUAAGUUGUUACAAGUGUACUGAUAUAAGUAGGACACGUGACAUCCCGGCAACUUUUGAGAAAAAACACUUUAUACCAGACUUGUCUCGAUGGCUAUGCAUAUUCAUAGCAUGAACAUAACAUCUCUCUCCAUUGAAUACAGUUGGUUGACAUCAACAACCUCAUCGAAUAUUCAAAAAAGUAUUACAAUAAUGAGAUGUAUCCACCAAUCUAAAGAAAGGAGCUAGAAAGCCCGGCGUGCCGCUUUGUGGAAAACGACUCCCAUUGGGCUGAGAAACAUGUAUCUUGUCAGUAUAUCCAUAAUCUUAUGUGUUGUUGACAUCUGUGACAUGAAUUCUACAGUAUCUUACCAAACUGGAGCACUAAGUUAUUAGUUAGAUAAUAAUUAAAACAAAUAUAUAUAUAUAUAUAUAUAAAUAAUAAUAGAUCAUAAAUCUCAAGAGUUCAUCCUGCAAAAUGUCAAAUAAAUAAAUUAAUAAUAGCCAGCCAACUUUGUUAAACACUCUUUUCUUCUAAUUCCUCAUUGUCCUCCUUUCCUCAAUUCCUACUUCAUGAAGGAUACUGAAGUUGAACAUGGGUUGUUUUCGUGUAUCUACUCAUAUUAGCUGGCUAUUUCAUCGAAGCAGCUGUGUGAAAGUGUCAUUUGAAGGAUCUUUAACCGAGUUCUGUAGAAUUUUUCUGCUGAUAUGGUCUUUUUUUGCGGAACUCUGCCUCUGACUGUCGUCAAUGAAUAUUCCACUUCCUCUCUCUUUCUCUCUCUCUUUCUCUCUCUUGCUCUAUCUCUCUCUCUCAUUCUUAAAUUCCAAAUUGUCAUGGAUGAAAUUAAUGGCAUUUGAGGUUAAACAAUGUGAAGAUACUGUAACUACCAAACCGUUUUUCUCUCUUUUCUCUCUCUCUCUCUCUCACUCAGAGUCGUGUUCCAGGUACAGUCAUCCCUCUGUGUGCAGCUCAGUGUGAAAGGAUGUUCAACACUACUCGCACUCCAGGAGAGGAGACGGGUAAUAAACACACACACACACACAAACAAAAGAGACUGAGUGGCAAGAAAGUCUGUUUUGGAAUCUUUAUUUGAUAGCAUUGACAAGGAAAUGAGACAACGGUAUAAGUAGAGUUCUGCAUCAGCCACUAACCAACUCGCGCGCUCACUCUGUCUCGGUCUCUCUCUCGACGUGUGUCUCCUCUCCAGACGUGCUGCAGCACUGGCAGGACAGUGAAUUUGUGGCAGUCUACCACCGGGGGCGCUACUUCAGGCUGUGGGUCUACAAGGCGGGGCGUCUCCUCUCCCCUAGAGAGAUAGAGUACCAGAUCCAGAGGAUCCUAGAUGACCCCUCACUCCCCGGACCUGGAGAGGACAGGCUGGGAGCACUGACUGCUGGAGACAGGUGUCUAGUGGUGGGGGGAAGAGGGGUGUGUGUGUGCGUGAGCGCCUGUACACAUAGGUGUAUGUACCCACUGCAAAUACAGUUCUCUGCAUUUUUACAACCCGGACUUCCCCCUAAAUAUGAAAGUGUAGAGUUUUGCAUGAUCUGAUGUAUGGCUAAUAGAUGGCCCUACGGAGCUGAUGUUCAUUAUGCCUGAGACAGCUGUAGAUUUGCAGACUUUGGCUUGAGAGAUCAGACAAGGAUAGCACUGCAGGAUAACAGACAUGGGUUCAAAUAUGAUUUGAAAUCUUUCAAAUACUUUGACCGUUCACUCUAGCCAGCCUGGAGUGCCAGGUGGACAGCGUUUUCGUUUUCGGGACUAUUGUAUUGGUCCAUUGAGCCAAGCACGCUCAAUCAAGCACAACUAAAGUAUUUGAAAUUAUUUCUAAUAGUAUUUGAACCCAGGUCUGCAGGAUACCACAGACAAGUAGAGCUUCCAUCGAUCAGUUAUGGUCUAUGUAUACCAACAGUGCUUUUCCGGGCUUUGGUUGUGGUAAGUAGGAAUAAUAAUCAUGAGUAGGACACUCUCUCUCUCUCACACUCGCAGACACAUAAAACGACUCUGUUCAUAUCACAAUUAUUGGUACACCCUGGUACUCCUGUCUGUUUUUGUAGAACUUUACACACAGUAAAUAAACACAUUCUUUCCUGGGGACGUGGUUGUGUUAGCAGCACACCCUUGUCCUCACCAUUGUGUCUCUAGUCAAUCCUCAGCUCGUCAUGAUGACAGCUAAUAGGGUUCAGCUGUUGAGCAAGAAACAUUUGCAACCACAAGGUUGAAUUAGUCUGGUCAUGGAGUGUUUUGUCCUGGCAUGUCCCAUGGGAUCACUUUCACACUACUGUCAAGUAUUCUACAGUUACAUUAUCACUAUACAUACUGUUCUGCAGUGAGUGGGUUAGAGAAGGGGAACAUAUUCCCAUAUGUUUAGUAACAAUGGCAGAUUCUUGCCAGAUUUGGUUGCUGUUGAUAUUAAUGUAUUUCUGUAAGUAAAAAGUACAGUAGACUUUGUUGAGUCUACCUUUUUAAAUAAAGUUUGGUGUGAUUUGGAUGGGGUUUGUCCCAGGGUGCCGUGGUGGACCGUAAGAAAGCAGUACUUCAGCUCAGGGGUGAACAAGCACUCGCUGGACUGCAUCGAGAGGGCCGCCUUCUUUGUCACCCUGGACGAUGAGGAGCAAGGCAUGAUGGGAGAAGACCCAGUGGGAAACCUGGACCGCUACGCCAAGUCCCUCCUCCACGGAAAAUGUUACGACAGGUGUGUGACUGUGUGGUGCAGGCGCAUUAAAAUAAGCUUUUAUUUUGUAGAAAUGUAUAAUCGUGGUCGAGCUUCUACCUAACACCUUACAGAUCUGUGAACAUUGACAGGAUAGGGCCAACGGGAAGGGCUAGGGAGUGAAUUAGAACCAGUUAAUAGAGUGUCCAACUCUGCCUUUCCCAGUUUCCACGCAACAAGAGAACAUUCAAUCCAUCUCACUUCUACAGGGGGGUCUGGUACUAGGGCUGCGUACCAAAUGGCACCCUAUUCCUUAUAUACUGUAGUGCGCUACUUUUGACCAGGGCCUGGGCCCAUAGGGCUCUGGUCAAAAGUAGUGCACCAUAUAGGGAAUAGGGUGCCAUUUGGGAUGCGGCUUAGCUGUUAGUGAAGGACAUCUGCUCUUCAGCUCUAUCGUAGUCUACCGGUAUCUAGAUUGAGUUGAAUUGUGAACAGAUGGAGUCUUCAUCUGGUCCAUUUAAUCCUCUCUUCCUUUCACACGUGCUGUACUGUAGGCCUGCACACACACACAAACAUGGUAUGACAACCUGAUUGAAUUAGCAGCAAAUGUCCAAUAGCACCAGUUGCUUAAGUGAAGUAAUUGACGGAUAUAUCCUAUCCAGGGACAUGGUUCUGGUUGUUUAGAAUCAUCAACAUCAGGCCCAAGUUCCUCUUGUACACCCUCUUCUCCCCCUCCAAAUCAAGUGCUUCACAUCUGUGUCUAAGUUCCAGUGGUUUCCUGUCUGUAUGGCACUCUCAAACAAUACAAUACAGUAUUGAACUCUCAAUUAGAUUGAUGAAUAAUGAGUAAAUACAGUGGGGGAAAAAGGUAUUUAGUCAGCCACCAAUUGUGCAAGUUCUCCCACUUAAAAAGAUGAGAGGCCUGUAAUUUUCAUCAUAGGUACACGUCAACUAUGACAGACAAAUUGAGAAUUUUUUUUCCAGAAAAUCACAUUGUAGGAUUUUUAAUGAAUUUAUUUGCAAAUUAUGGUGGAAAAUAAGUAUUUGGUCACCUACAAACAAGCAAGAUUUCUGGCUCUCACAGACCUUUAACUUCUUCUUUAAGAGGCUCCUCUGUCCUCCACUCUUUACCUGUAUUAAUGGCACCUGUUUGAACUUGUUAUCAGUAUAAAAGACACCUGUCCACAACCUCAAACAGUCACACUCCAAACUCCACUAUGGCCAAGACCAUGUGAUUUGGAUGGGGUUUGUCCCAGAAACAAAAUUGUAGACCUGCACCAGGCUGGGAAGACUGAAUCUGCAAUAGGUAAGCAGCUUGGUUGGAAGAAAUCAACUGUGGGAGCAAUUAUUAGGAAAUGGAAGACAUACAAGACCACUGAUAAUCUCCCUCGAUCUGGGGCUCCACGCAAGAUCUCACCCCGUGGGGUCAAAAUGAUCACAAGAACGGUGAGCAAAAAUCCCAGAACCACACGGGGGGACCUAGUGAAUGACCUGCAGAGAGCUGGGACCAAAGUAACAAAGCCUACCAUCAGUAACACACUACGCCGCCAGGGACUCAAAUCCUGCAGUGCCAGAUGUGUCCCCCUGCUUAAGCCAGUACAUGUCCAGGCCCGUCUGAAGUUUGCUAGAGUGCAUUUGGAUGAUCCAGAAGAGGGUUGGGAGAAUGUCAUAUGGUCAGAUGUAACCAAAAUAUAACUUUUUGGUAAAAACUCAACUUGUCGUGUUUGGAGGACAAAGAAUGCUGAGUUGCAUCCAAAGAACACCAUACCUACUGUGAAGCAUGGGGGUGGAAACAUCAUGCUUUGGGGCUGUUUUUCUGCAAAGGGACCAGGACGACUGAUCCGUGUAAAGGAAAGAAUGGGGCCAUGUAUCGUGAGAUUUUGAGUGAAAACCUCCUUCCAUCAGCAAGGGCAUUGAUGAUGAAACGUGGCUGGGUCUUUCAGCAUGACAAUGAUCCCAAACAAAGUCCGUGUUGCCCAGCGACAGCCCCAAAACAUCACUGCUCUAGAGGAGAUCUGCAUGGAGGAAUGGGCCAAAAUACCAGCAACAGUGUGUGAAAACCUUGUGAAGACUUACAGAAAACGUUUGACCUGUGUCAUUGCCAACAAAGGGUAUAUAAUAAAGUAUUGAGAAACUUUUGUUAUUGACCAAAUACUUAUUUUCCACCAUAAUUUGCAAAUAAAUUCAUUAAAAAUCCUACAAUGUGAUUUUCUGGAUUUUUUUCUCUCAUUUUGUCUGUCAUAGUUGACGUGUACCUAUGAUGAAAAUUACAGGCCUCUCAUCUUUUUAAGUGGGAGAACUUGCACAAUUGGUGGCUGACUAAAUACUUUUUUUCCCCACUGUAUUAGUCUGAUGUUUUGGCUGGACCAGGACAGUGGUGGGUGGUCUGGGGAUUGUGACAGAUCAGGGUGUUGGGUCAAGACGUUUACACAGAUCAGACACGGACAGAGUAUGAUUAGCUCGGUUUCAAGGGUGUUUAUUAAUAAAAUAAUCAAAAGAAAAGGUUAGGUCUCCACCAUGAGAUCCUCUCCAGGAUACAGUCUCCAACUACACGGAAGUUACCUUACUGCCCCCAGUCCUCUCUCCUGUGCUGCCUUUCUGGCAGCUUUAUGGGCCUUGCACAGCUCGUGAGCAAUCCGCCCUCAGUGCAAAGUCUGUUUCCCUUCUCGAUAGGGCAUCCGCGUUUCCAUGCUUCGCCCCUGACCUGUGCACAACAGAAAAAGAGAAGCAUUGAAGGGACAAGAACCACCUGGUGACCCGAUCAUUUGUGUCUUUUCCCCUGGCUACUAGUCUACUAUUACCAAGAUGUACCUGUGUCCUCGUGCAGUCUUUACCAGGGGUCACACUAUGUCCAUGGCGACGCGUUCAAAGGGCACCCCGAUGAUCGGCAGGGGGACCAGAGGCUUUCGGAAGUGUGCUUUUGGGGCAGUGAGUUGACACUCCGGGCAGCUGCGACAGUAGUCUUCCACGGCCCUCCUCAUCCCGGGCCAGUGGAACCGGGCGGCGACCCGUUUCCGGGUCUUCUCCAUUCCCAGGUGUGCCCCCAACAGGUGGGUGUGGGCCAGCUGAAGAACGGUUCCUACGUACCGUUGUGGCAGCAACAAUACCUCUCAAAGUUCCCCCUGUUGGCGCGACACCUGAUACAAAUUAAUUUGGAAAUGGGGGUAUCGCCCGCCAGUCACUCACCCCCGGAAGUAGCUGUCCAUCCACCGCUAUCACUUGGGCUGCGGUAGCUUUCAAAUUCGGAACCUCCCAGUGGGCCGUCCCGAAUUGUCCCCUCAGUUGGCCCCCAACGGGGGUCUCGACUGGCCCCUCGAAAUCAAGAAGGGGGAGGCUGGGCUCCUCCUCCAGUGGUUCCCCAGGGGGUUCGGGUUCCGGCUCCCCCUCCGACUCCGGACCCGUAGAGUCAGGUGGGUUAACCGGUUGCGUCCUGGCCGCACAGGCGAGGGGUCAUCCCCGCUCUCUUCUUCGGCCGGCUCGUAUCUUUUUUUCAACUCAUGCCCCCAUAGGGCUGCGAACAGCGGACAAUCCCAUCCCACUAGGAUAGGUACCGGCAGCUCUGGUACUGCACCCACCAUCAGCUGGCAGCUCCCUUGUGGUGUCACGAUGUUGGUCCAUACAGCGGGAUACCGCUUUGUGUCACUGUGAACACAGGAAAUGGACAUCUCCCUAUCCCGUUCGGUCUCCUGGUUCAGCAGGCUCGUGGUUACGAGCGUAACCAUGCUUCCGGAGUCUAAUAGGGCUUCCGUGUCAUGUCCAUCAACCUUCACCGGGACCAUGGGUGCCGUUGAUUCACGGUGCGCCCAACAGGAGGUGACAUAGUUCACGGCAUGACCAACCUGGCCUCCGGUGCUAGCUGAUGACAUCGACUCCUCUCGAGCAGGGCAAUUCCAGGCAAUGUGCCCCUGGGCGCCACACUCAAAACACCUCCGUUGGUCUCCAUCUACCUGGGGUCGUCGGUGGCGGGUCGGCCCUUCCCCAGCCAUCUCUCCAUGGGUUUGCGGUCCCUUGGCCCUGCCGACUGUCGGUUCGGGGUAAACCGCUGUGGGGUUGUCCUUCCGUUCCCUCGCACAGGUCGCCGACUCUCGUCCCGGCUCCCCCUCAGUGGGGUCUGAGUGUUCUGAUGCAUCUCCACUGCUUCCAGGAGGCCCUCCAAGGUCUGGGGCGCGCAUAGGCUCUCUGCCCUCUUCAUGUCAUGGGGUAGCGCCCGUACGAAGCGAUCCAGGACCACUUUGUCGAGGAGGGAGAGGGUGGAUAUGUCGGUUAGGAGCCAUGCCCUGGUGACGCGCAGAAGGUCACUCAUCUGAGCUCGGUGGGAGGCGUCGGGUACGAACCUCCAGCCCUGGAACCGUUGAGCCCGAUGGGCCAGGCUGUACCCGUAGCGGCUGAGUAUCUCCCGUUUGAGUAUGUCGUAGUUAGCCGCCUGUUCGUUGUUCAGGUCCCAAUAUGCCUCCAGAGAGGAACGGGGCCAGCAGACUUGCCCACUUCGGACGUUCAAACGUACAAAUGUGAUCGUCUUCCGUUUGCUUGAUUAAAAACUGGUUGGGAUGGGAUUCAGGAGACGCUCCUCCUUGCAGCUUCCUGACUUCCUUCACGAGGCGGACGUUUUGUAGUCACUGUUCCUCCAGCGUUCGUUCCUGAACCGCCCGUUGUGCUUGUUGGGCCCGGAUGAACUGAGCUAUCAACACGUCCAUGCUGAUGCUGUGUAAACGUCAACCCUGAUCUGACCACGUUAUCAAAAUGCCUACAUUCUCCACCACUUGUGGCAGAUCAGGGUGUUGGGUCAAGACGUUUACACAGAUCAGACACGAACAGAGUAUGAUUAGCUCGGUUUCAAGGGUGUUUAUGAAUAAAAUAAUCAAAAGAAAAGGUUAGGUCUCCCCCAUGAGAUCCUCUCCAGGAUACCGUCUCCAACUACACAGACGUUACCUUACUUCCCCCAGUCCUCUCCCAUGUGCUGCCCUUCUGGCAGCUUUAUGGGCCUUGCACAGCUGGUGAACAAUCCGCCCUUAAUUACUCACCAGCUCCCAAUCAGCCCCAAUUAGUCCUGUCCGGAGAGCCCGUUCGAGACCUGGCACGUCCAGCAGAUGGAGCCACCGCCUCGUGAUGUAUACUCCAUCGAGUCUCCCCCUGGUGGCUGACCUGCUGUAUGCCACAGGAUAUAUAUUUCUGCUUUGAUAGUGUGUGGUCAACUCUCAAAACUAAAAGCACUAAGCUAAUUUAUCUAGUUCUCUCUCUCUCUCUCUCUCUCUCUCUCUCUCUCUCUCUCUCUCUCUCUCUCUCUCUCUCUCUCUCUCUCUCUCUCUCUCUCUCUCUCUCUCUCUCUCUCUCUCUCUCUCUCUCUCUCUCUCUCUCUCUCUCUCUCAGGUGGUUUGAUAAGUCCUUUUCUGUGGUGGUGUACAAGAAUGGGAAGAGUGGGCUGAAUGCAGAGCACUCCUGGGCCGACGCCCCAACAGUGGCACACCUGUGGGAGGUGUGUGUGUCUAUCUGUCAAACAUAGGCAUAAUCAAAUGGCACUUUUUUAGGACCUUUUCUUCUGAUAUUUUUAGCUACAGAACAUAGAAAUGUGCCGUUUUCACAUUGUGUAGACACUAGUAUGGUGCUGGAGAUAAGAGGUUAAAAGGAUGGGGGAAUUCCCCAUGACAGCCCAAAUAACCUGUCCUCAAUGGAGAUAAAGCGCUUGGUUUUAUUUAGAAUAAUCUGAUCUUGCAGAUGUUAGUGUACGUGUGAGGUAGACUACAUAUGGCCAGAUAUGUGGCUAAAAGUGCCUGUGGUUAAAAAGAGGUUAGCCAAGUUCAGGAUGUUCCAGUUAUUAUCCAUAUGGGAAGUGAUAAACAUAUUUGUUAUUCGUUCUUGGCAGAUAAAGUUUCUGUGUGUUCUAAACUCUGAACUUUGUGAGUCGGCUUUUAAGUGUGUGUAACGGCAGCUCUCUGUCUGUCCUCAGUUUACCCUGGCCACAGAUGCCUUCCAACUGGGUUACACAGAGGACGGCCACUGUAAGGGAGAGGUGGAGCUCUCCUUACUGCCUCCUCAGAGACUCACCUGGGACAUCCCUGUGGAG
This is a messenger RNA of Coregonus sp. 'balchen', 28465 nucleotides long. The record is from the annotation of a GenBank genome assembly. Lineage: Eukaryota; Metazoa; Chordata; Actinopteri; Salmoniformes; Salmonidae.